AAAUGCCGCAGCUCGACCCUGAAUUCAUGGUGUACGGCCUCGCCGGCGGAGACGCAAGAGUCGGAUGCGAGCCCGAGAAUUCGCCGGCGCCGGUCGAUCCUGAACUCCCGCCUGAUUCGGUCGUAGUCCCUGUCGGCGACUUCGAAUGGGCCGACCUCGACGUCGUCUACGAGCGGGAUGACUCUACCAAGGGGAGCACCAACCCCAAGGCGAAGGCGCAGCAGCGGCAGCACGGCAACCUCAAGCCCACCUCCACCUCCAAACGUUUCUCCGGUAACCGCCAGCCGAAGCCCCCCGUCAUCGGCCUCCCGGCCAAGAUUCAGCGUCAAUCGGACCCCCUCGGACAGAGCAGCCGCCGCUCCACCGUCGCACCCUUCUUCCCUUAUAAACCCCCGGGAGAUCGAGACCGUAGAUCGUCGGUUCCCGGGGAAGAACCCGGUUCGCCCAAGGUUUCCUGCUUCGGAAAAGUUCGAUCCGAGAGGGAGAGGGACCGGCAGCACCGGCAAUCAAGCGAUUCUGCAGGGUGCUGGUCGAGCGCGGGGGCGACGGUCUCAUUCUGCCGGGAGGAUCCAGAUGGCGGCGCCGGUGAGGAGGGGACGACGGUGACGAAGGCGGACGCGGUGAUGGAGCCGCCGCAGCUGGCGGCGAUGAAUCGGUUUUCGUCAAGGCGGCGGCCGUUGGACUUCGCCACGGUUGUCCCGGAGGGCCACGAAGAGGGCGUCCAGCCGUUACACAGGGAGGCGGCGGAGUGGGCCCUUCGAAGGUCGUUGGGAUCCUCGCCUGAAACAUGGCCGAAGGGAGAAACCGCCGGCCUCGUCUCCGAUCUAGUGUUUGACUUUGACCGUGUUUGAGUUGGCAUCAACUAAAUCUUCCUUUAAAUAUUACCAAAUUGGGUGUAUUUUUUAACAUUAUAUUACGUAACAAGAAUAUAUAAAUAGUUAGA
Messenger RNA from Zingiber officinale, 943 nucleotides. RefSeq lists its product as uncharacterized. The record is from RefSeq and is a predicted model, not a curated record. The transcript has a single exon. The coding region runs from base 3 to 851 and encodes 282 amino acids. NCBI's taxonomy places the organism in Eukaryota, Viridiplantae, Streptophyta, Magnoliopsida, Zingiberales, Zingiberaceae.